AUGGCCUCACAGCAAACAGGUAGCAGGAAGCGGAAAGCGCCCGCCGCAAGCUCGUCGUCUCAGGGCUCAGUGGCGGCGGACGCAGAGGGGCCGCUGCCGCCCAAGAAGCAGAAGCCGCAGGCGACGCGGCGCUCGCUGGUGCACUACGUGAAGGACCGCGAGGUGGGUGCACGGGGCGGCACCUGGCUGUCUGGUUCCAAGGGCGAACUGCGGGGCUACGCGGUUCAGAAGCUGCCGGAACUGUUGAGGGAGCGCGAGCUGGCCCUGGGCCCCCUCAACAAGGUGUUCGCGUCUCAGUGGCUGAACGCCAGGCAGGUGGUGUGCGGCACCAAGUGUAACACCCUCUUCGUGGUGGACGUGCACUCGGGGCAGAUCACGCGCAUUCCUCUGAUGCGGGACCGAGGAUCCUGGAUGGCCCGGGCCCAGCCGAACUGCGGCAUCCACCCGAACUGCGGCAUCCACGCCAUCGAGCUGAGUCCCUCCAAGACGUUUCUGGCCACCGGAGGAGAGAAUCCCAACAGCCUGGCCGUCUACCAGCUGCCCACUCUAGACCCCGUGUGCCUGGGCGACCGCCAUGGCCAUAAGGACUGGAUCUUCACCAUCGCCUGGAUGAGCGAUACUGUGGCUGUCAGCGGCUCCCGCGAUGGCACUGUGGCUCUGUGGCAGAUGGACCCCGACAUGUUCAACGGCAGCAUGGCCUGGCAGAAUGACGCAGGGCUUCCUGUGUAUGCCCACAUCCGUCCCAGGGACAUGGAGACCAUCCCCAGGUCCAGCACCAGCCACACUAACCGCAAGGUGCGGGCCUUGGCCUUCAGCGGCAAGAACCAGGAACUGGGAGCGGUGUCCCUGGAUGGCUACUUCCACCUGUGGAAAGCCCGGAGCACCCUGUCCAGGCUACUGUCCAUCAGGCUGCCCUACUGCCGAGAGAAUGUGUGCCUGACCUACUGCGAAGAGGUGUCCUUGUACGCAGUGGGCUCCCAUUCCCAUGUCUCCUUUCUAGAUCCACGUCAAUGCCAGCAGAACAUCCGGCCUCUGUGCUCCAGAGAUGGCGGCACUGGCGUGCGCUCACUGAGUUUCUACCAGCACAUCAUCACCGUGGGCACGGGCCAGGGCUCCCUACUCUUCUAUGACAUCCGUGCCCAGAAGUCCCUGGAGGAGAGGGCUUUGGCCAGCCCGGACUCCUGUCCUGGGCCCUCAGGAAGGAAGCUCAGGCUCACCUGUGGCAGAGGCUGGCUCAACCAUGAUGCCCUGUGGGUGAACUACUUCGGUGGCAUUGACAAUUUCCCCAAUGCGCUCUACACCCACUGCUACAACUGGCCUGAAAUGAAGCUCUUCGUGGCUGGAGGGCCUCUCCCUUCAGGCCUCCACGGGAACUACGCAGGCCUCUGGAGCUAAGGAUGGCCAAUGUGUUCUCAAAGUGCCCAGAUUUACCUUCCAGUCCCCUCUCACUCUCUUCUUCACGCUGUGUUCUGUGCUUUUUAACUCAGUGUGGCAUUUGUCUUCUAGGUUGAAAGUGCCCAACUUACCUGUGCUUACCUGGGAAAGAGAGAAAGAGAGAAAAUGAAAGUGAUCUUUGGGAAAUCAAAAGUUGGCUUUAAGGUUUUCCUUUUCCUCUCCCAACACCACCAUGUAUUUCGCCUUCUCUUACAAAGAAUUUUGUCUGAUCCUUAAUUGUGCUCUCCGAGUGAUUGACAUAUGCUGUGGGUUUUUUUGGCUGUUGUAGAGGUGGUUCCCACUACAAUUCAGUACUUUUUUACUAAAAUUUCAACAGUAUGUUCAGAUCUUCCACACAUUUCAUAUGUAUGGUAUUUUGGGAAAAUGUAUGCUAAAAAGUAUCUUUGGGGCUGGUUGGAGGAACUACCCAUCAUAUAUAUAACAUAGCAGGGGUAUAGCCCUGCUCUAGAAAAUACAUUUUAAUAUCUGGAUUGCCACGAUUUGGAGCCUUUUUCAUUUAGACUUUGAAACCUGGUUGUUUGUUGUUUGUAUAUUUUUGGUACAUAAAAUAUUUAAAAAUAUGUUU
Molecule: messenger RNA, 2020 nt
Organism: Suricata suricatta (meerkat)
Lineage: Eukaryota; Metazoa; Chordata; Mammalia; Carnivora; Herpestidae
Gene: DCAF12L2
Product: DDB1 and CUL4 associated factor 12 like 2
Exons: 2
Coding region: 1-1395 (464 amino acids)
Cellular component (GO): Cul4-RING E3 ubiquitin ligase complex
Molecular function (GO): protein binding
Source: RefSeq, a predicted model, not a curated record